AUGCCCCCGGUAUAUGUCAAGGGGGGUACUUGGAGCUCCACCGAGGAUGAAAUCCUCAAGGCAGCUGUUCAGAAAUAUGGGCUUCACGAAUGGCUGCGAGUGCUGUCUCUCCUCCCGAAAAAGCUGGCCAAACAAGCCAAAGCCAGGUGGCAGGAGUGGUUGAACCCUCAAAUUAUCAAGCUGGAAUGGGUCAGAGAAGAGGAUGCAAAGCUUUUGAGUUUGGUAAAGGUGUUGCCUAAUCAAUGGCGAACCAUUUCUCUGCUCAUGGGCCGUACACUGACUCAAUGUGCCCAGAGGUAUCAGCAGUUACUCGAUGAGGUUGCUGAUGGUGCCGAAUACGCAGAUUUGGGACUCAGCGGGCCUGGUAUCGAAAGUAUACCAGGGACAGAUUUGGGUAUCAACACCGCUUCGAUGGAUGCUGUGGAUCUUGAGGACAGUGGUGACGAACAAGAGCAGGAAAUGUUAGUGGAGGCCAAGGCGCGUCUUGCCAGCAACCAAGGUAAGAAGGCGAAGAGAAAGGCUCGAGAACGGCUCCUCAAAGAGCUGCGUCGGUUGGCUCUCAUCCAGAAGAAACGUGAUCUACAAGAAAUGGGGUUGCGUGUCAGUCUUUCACGCAAAAAGAAGCUGAAAGAGUUUGAUUACAACGCCAAUAUUCCUCAUGAGCGCGUACCUCUACUGGGUUUGUAUCAAGUUGAUGAUGAGAAUGAGGCUGCUGCCGCUGACUUGCAAGAUUUCGAGAUGAAGGUCAAGCGUGAAGGACAGGUCCUUCAUCGUGAAUCUAAGAAAAAAGAGAAGACCACGGAAAGCAAACGAACAAUUCAAGGAGCUGCAGAACUCAUCAACGAUUUGUCCAAAAGACCUAAACUUGAUUUACCCCUGGUAUCGCUGAAAUAUGAUACGACUCUCGACACCCAGAUCGCUAUCAACAAACAACAGAUUCUCGAAGAGAGUACUGAGUCUUCAACAAUUGACUCCAAAUUCCUAAAGGCAUUAUUCAAAAAGCUUCCGGAAGCGAAAUUCGAAUUUUCCGCGGUUAUACCUCCGUUUGGCUUUGGCGAGACAAUCGACCUCAUGCCAAUCCCUGAGCCUUCCGUGGCCCAACGCCUUGCUUCUCAAAUCGAUGAUGAACAGGCAAAGACCCGUCGACUGCAGGCAGUUCAAAUGCGUCUUCCUAUCCCUAUCGAUCGCAUACGUGUUCCAGAUGAUAAUGAUGACUCUUUGACUCAGAAAGCACAAGAAAUGUUCAAUCAGCUUGUGCGUUCUGAUUACCGUCGAUAUGUUGAUAACUCGUACCGCGCCCCACUUGUUGACGAUCUCGAGCAAGCCGACCUUGAUCGUAUCGAAGAACUCGUACAGCAGCAGAGUCACACUCCAACACAUGAGAUGGGGGACGUUCCAGCUUACAAACUCCCUCAAUUGACCGAGGAAACUAAGGAAGCUAUCGGUCGCAAAAUCAAGGAGCUUCAAGACAAGCAUACAAACAAACGUCAAGAUCUCGAUUCCAUCACCGACAUGUUUGCACAACGCGAAAAAACAUUGCUUAAACGGAUUCAUGAGAAGUAUGCUCAGUUACAAAAUCUUGAUACUGCUUUGGAACUUUCACUGAAAUUUAGCGAAGAUGAACAACGCUGGGGCGAAGCUGACAAGGUGAGAUUGGAACGGUUGGUGGCAGAGAUUGGUCAACAGGAGCAGCUACAACAGAUGAACCUUAGACAAUCGGCUUAA
Messenger RNA from Diutina rugosa, 1725 nucleotides. RefSeq names its product Cef1p (gene CEF1). The transcript has a single exon. NCBI's taxonomy places the organism in Eukaryota, Fungi, Ascomycota, Pichiomycetes, Serinales, Debaryomycetaceae. The record is from RefSeq and is a predicted model, not a curated record. Gene Ontology annotation, cellular component: Prp19 complex; spliceosomal complex. Gene Ontology annotation, biological process: mRNA splicing, via spliceosome. Bases 1 to 1725 code for a protein of 574 amino acids.